CGCUCUUUCACAAGCCACGACAACUCCUUCAUCCACUCAACCUGUAUCACAUCGUCUCUUGGGUACACUAUAGAGAGGAAGUGAACGACACGCACGAGCAUGGGCCAAACUCGCGUAUACCCACGCGACUCACCUCCCUCUGCAGUGCGCGGAUGGCUCAGACGGCUACGCGGACUAAUCACUUUCAACAGGCGCGUCUCGCAUGAAGGCAAAAAUGAGAUUCACGACGCGCAUGUCUAUCGUGAAUAUAAACGUGAUCGUAAGCGCGGAAGAGGCUACGAACAGGACGGGGUGUACCGUCCUGAGAGACGGCACCCGUUCUUGCAUUUUCCGCGUCGGUGCAGGCCUCCGUAUCAUGGUGCGCAUUUCAGGCUAUGGGGUUUCCUAACUCGUCGAAGGGAACACCUCGCCCGCGGACUCUCAAUGCACGAUGAAGCAGAACGCGAACGUCGUCGCGAGAGACGCAGGCGUCAACGCAGACUAGCAGAAGAAGGUAUGGCAAUCCGUCUAGGUGCAAAAACCAUCUUGCACGGUAGAAGUUCACGUCGUCAUCAUCACCACUCCUCUCGUCAUUCCCGUUCUCAUCAUCACCGCGGAGAAGGCUUCACGCCUAUCGUCACGACGGCUUCGAAUGUCGGACACGAGGCGUACAGUAUGCCUAUCGUGCGCACUACGAGCACGCAUGGACACCAUAGACAUCACAGCAGCAACGGUGGCGGGGUGCCUCUCAUGCGUACCCUCAGCUCACACCACCACGGACAUCAUCGUAGCGGGAGCGUCACCCCCGUCGCACACGUCGCGCCUUCCGGAUACGUGACUACAAAUAGCGCUCCCAUUUCACGUGCGGCAAGCUCUCGUCAUGGUUAUGUCGACGAACGUGUUAUCCCUGUCGUGCGUUCCUCGAGUCGGCAUGGGAGCAGUCGAUAUGGUGACGUUAUGGCUGGAUCUGGUGUUGCGAGGACGAGCAGCUCGAGGCAUGGGCAUCGUUAUCAUGGACAUAGUCGUUCGCCGACGGAGAUGUACGUCCCGGCGUAGACGCGAUUUCCAACGCAAAAGCUUCAUAUGGUCUUGGCUUGACGAUUUACGAUUUACGGCUCUUUUGUUUUUCCUAUGUUAUCCGGUUUUCUUUUGGUUGCGAUUUCUAACCCGACUGUAUGAUGUCUUUAACUUUGGAAACGUUUUGUCCGGUUGUUUUUAUUCUGAAUUUUUAGAUGAGCUAACAGCUAUUUGUUGUACUUCCACGAUGUUUUUAUUACAGUAACG
Molecule: messenger RNA, 1263 nt
Organism: Fomitiporia mediterranea MF3/22
Lineage: Eukaryota; Fungi; Basidiomycota; Agaricomycetes; Hymenochaetales; Hymenochaetaceae
Exons: 3
Coding region: 100-1035 (311 amino acids)
Source: RefSeq, a predicted model, not a curated record